This is a messenger RNA of Aspergillus aculeatus ATCC 16872, 1602 nucleotides long. Its product is annotated as arylsulfatase. The coding region runs from base 1 to 1602 and encodes 533 amino acids. The transcript has 3 exons. NCBI's taxonomy places the organism in Eukaryota, Fungi, Ascomycota, Eurotiomycetes, Eurotiales, Aspergillaceae. The record is from RefSeq and is a predicted model, not a curated record. Gene Ontology annotation, molecular function: arylsulfatase activity.
AUGCCAUCUACAAAGCGCCCGAAUUUUCUGAUCAUUGUUGCUGAUGACCUCGGGUUUAGCGACACCUCCCCAUUCGGAGGGGAGAUUCACACGCCCAACCUCCAUCAGCUGGCGCAGGAAGGUCUGCGGAUGACCGACUUUCACACCGCAGCGUCAUGCUCGCCAACUCGCGCGAUGCUUCUCUCAGGCACCGACGCUCACAUCGCCGGACUCGGGGUCAUGGCUGAGCGACGGAACCGGUUUCCUCAUAUCUUCGAUGGGAAGACAGGCUACGAGGGCUACCUGAAUUACAAGGUGGCCGCAUUGCCUGAGAUAUUGCAGGAUAACGGAUACUUUACAUGCAUGUCCGGGAAAUGGCAUCUUGGUCUCACUAAGGAUGUGGCGCCUUGCUCUCGAGGUUUCACCAAAGUCUUUGCCACCUUGCCUGGCGCAGGCAAUCACUUCAACCACGAACCGCAACUCUACGACACAACAGAGAAACCGCGGGUCAUCUUCAGGGACAAGGAGGGACUGUGGAUGCGCGACGAUACGUUCAUUAACGGCGCAACGGAUUUACCCGAAGACUUUUAUUCCUCAAACACCUUCACUGAUAAUCUCUUGUCGAUCCUGGGAAAUCGGACAGAGAUGCAGAGAGAGCAGCCGUUCUUCUCUUAUCUCGCCUUCACAGCGCCGCAUUGGCCGUUGCAGGCGCCGCAAGACACAAUCCGGAAGUACAAGGGCUGGUACGACGACGGGCCACUUGCUCUGCGAAGGCGUCGAUUGAAGAGCCUGAUUAAAAAAGAUCUGGUACCAGAGGGGGUCGAUCCGGCUCCAAUCAUCACGCUGGGGACUACCCCCUGGGACGAACUCACUGACGCAGAGCGGCGGAUGUCAAGUCGGACGAUGGAGAUUUACGCCGCCAUGGUCGAUGUCAUGGAUGAAAACAUUGGGCGGGUGCGGCAGUACCUAGAGUCGACCGGGGAGUGGGACGAGACCUUCCUGGUUUUCAUGUCCGACAAUGGGGCCGAGGGACAGCUGCUGGAGGCUAUUCCGGUCAUGGCCGGGAAGACAGUGGGGGAUGUGAUUGAAAAGUACUAUGAUAACUCUUUGGAGAACCUGGGCAACCACGAUUCAUUUGUAUGGUAUGGACCGCAGUGGGCGUCGGCGGCCACAGCACCGUGCAGAGCCACUAAGUCUUUCACCACAGAGGGUGGCAUUCGCUGCCCGUGCAUCGUGCGGUAUCCGUCGAUGAUGAAUAUGAAGCCGGGGGCUAUCACGGACACGUUUACCACAGUUAUGGAUGUGCUUCCGACCUCAGAUGAUGGGAGGGUUGAUCUGUACGACUCCGACGUCGUGGGAUGGGAACAGCUGGGCAUAGCCGCUGUCCGUGUCGGCCACUGGAAAGCCGUCUUUCUCCCUCCACCACGCGGAGAGGGCAAGUGGGAGCUGUACGAUCUGUCCACUGAUCUGGGUGAAGUGCACGAUCUGGCGGACAGCCAUCCGGAAAAACUGGGGGAGAUGAUUGCCCAUUAUGAAGCGUACUUUCAGGAUUCUGGGAUGUUUGACGCGUAUUCUUUGUUCCAGGAAGAACUAAAGAAAAACGGCUCCAAGAGGAAUUGGUGA